This is a messenger RNA of Trachemys scripta elegans, 2579 nucleotides long. Its product is annotated as apoptosis-associated speck-like protein containing a CARD. The transcript is spliced from 4 exons. NCBI's taxonomy places the organism in Eukaryota, Metazoa, Chordata, Testudines, Emydidae. The record is from RefSeq and is a predicted model, not a curated record. Gene Ontology annotation, biological process: regulation of apoptotic process; inflammatory response; innate immune response. Bases 16 to 663 code for a protein of 215 amino acids.
UGCUGAGGAGGCAGGAUGGGGAAGACGGUGAGGGAUCACCUCGUGGACACCCUAGAAGAGCUGACACAGGACGGGUUUAAGAGGUUCAAGACCAAGCUGAACGUGUUCCCAGUGAAGGCGGGUUAUAGCAACAUCCCCCGGGGCCAGCUGGAAAAAGCGGAUGUCCUGGAUGUGUGCGACAAGCUGAUCAGCUUCUAUCUGGAGAAGUAUGCGGUGGAGGUGACCGUGGAGGUCCUGACAGCUAUCAAUGAAAGGGAGCUGGCAGACAGACUCCGCAAGGCGACAGGGACUGGUUCCGGUGGCGAGGGGCAUCAGCCAGGGCCAUCUGACGGUGCCACAGGAAAAGAAGUUUCCGGUGGCAAGGGGCAGAAGCCAGGGCCAUCCGAUGGUGCCACAGGAAAAGAAGAGGCGCAUUUUGUCGAUCGAUACCGAGUGCAGCUGAUUGAACGUACCGCCCCUGUGGAGCCCAUCCUGGACCUUCUUCAUGGGGAUAUUCUGGACGAGGAGCAGUACCAGACCAUUCGAUCUGGGAACACCAACCAGGAGAAAAUGCGGAAGCUGUAUCUACUAAUGCCAAGCUGGAAUAAAAAGUGCAAGGACCGGCUCUAUGAGGCACUGAAAGCCAAGAAUAAGUUCCUCAUUGAAGACCUUGAGGGAAAUUAAGACAAUCAAGAAGUUACGUUCCUUGUGAACGUGCAGCCAUUCCAGGUGCAUGCAACCCUAGCUCCAGAUUCCACGUGGCUUUCUGGGCAGGAUGGUGCUUUCAUCCCUUUGCUAACAUUGUUUCAGGUAAAAAACCUCUUUCCAGCGCUCCCUUUGGUGGAAUGGGUGAGCCUGUGAUGUGAUGCAGCAGGGAGGAGGUCGCUAAGGACUGUCUACACUGCAACUAAACACCGCUGCGGCUGGCCCGUGUCAGCUGACGCAGACUCACGAGGCUCAGGCGAAGGAGCGGUUUAAUUGCAGCGUAGAUGUGCGGGCUUGGGCUGGAGCCUGGGCUCUGGGACCCUCCCUCCUCAUGGGGUCCCAGAACUCAGGCUCCAACAUGAGCCCCAACAUCUACAAACAAUUAAACAGCCCCUGAGCCCGAGUCAGGUGACAUGGGCCAACCGCGAGUUUAAUUGCAGUGUAGACAUCCGUUGUUGGCUUUAGGGUAAGUACAUGAUGGAUGGGAUACCAGUAAGAGAAUGGAGCAGAGCUCUAAGGUGCUUAAAGGCUGCACGGGGAUUGCUUGCCAGGGUCUGAAAUGGGGGGACCACUCAGCAGCUCUGCACAGGGAUCACUCACCCAAUGCUGAAACGCAUCCACCUCUGGGGUGCAGCAUGGCAGCGGAUUAACAAAUGCACAGCAAUGCCGUACAGGGAUCACUCAUCUAUGCCUGAAAUGCAGCUGCCUCUGGGGGAGGGUUAUAUGCCCUGGGUUUUAUGAGACCAUGACACCGUAGUGAAACAAACAUCUUACAACAAAUGGUGUGAGGCUAGGUGGACAAUGAGGAGUUGUACUCUAGCAUGGUGGGGCACAAACUGCGGGGCACACCUCCCUAGGGGGGGCACGGAGGAACAUGCGGGCAGAUGAGUAGCGACACCGGGUGGCUUCUGUCGCCUCCAUCCCCGAAUCAUCUCAGCAGGCCGCCCAGCCUGGGGUCAGUGUGCUGCACCAAUUUCCACCCCCAGCAGCCUCCGCCCCCAGCACUGGUUCCGCUGCAGACACCUUCCCCAACACUGGGCCCUGCCCUACCAGGGCAGCCUGGUUGCAACGUAGAAGCAGCCCGCGGCUGAGGAAGCUGCGCACCACUGCUCUAGUAUCUACAACUGCUGGAACUCCCACCAGCGUCCCAGCCAUCAUGCACGGCCACACGUUCCUUUAGCGCCCACCCCGGCAUCUCACCACAGACACUUCGGCUGUGGCUACACGACAGAGCCUGCAGCUGUGCCGCUGUAGCACUGCUAGUGUAGACGCUGUAAGUGGACAGGAGUUAGCGGCAGUAGCUUCUCCUGCCGACAUAGCGCUGUCCACAUCGGCACUUAGGUCAGUGUAACUUACAUCACUCAGGGAGGUGGUUUAUUCAUACCCCUGAGCAACAGAAUUUAUACCAAUGUAAGCUGCGGUGCGUAUAGAACAUCUGUCUUUUUCCACAACAAGAUCUCAUUCAAGUACACCUCUACCCCGAUAUAACGCUGUCCUCGGGAGCCAAAAAAAUCUUACCAUGUUAUAGGUGAAACCGCGUUAUGUCGAACUUGCUUUGAUCCGCCGGAGUGCGCAGCCCCGCCCCGCCCCCAGAGCACUGCUUUACCGUGUUAUAUUCAAAUUUGCGUUAUAUCGGGGUAGAGGUGCAUCUGCCUAAAGGAUCGCUGUGCUGGACCAAAUUCAACCUCAGAAUUCCUGCCAAGGCUCUGACUUCAUCUUACAGCCUUCCUCACCAGCUGCCAAGAACUCAGGGGCCUGUUUUCUUGGUGAGGUGGUUUUACUUUUGUUUGGGAAGGGGGGUUAGAAUCAUAGGACUGGAAGGGACCUUGAGGGGUCAUCUACUGCACACAUGGCAGGACUAAGUAUUAUCUAGACCUUCCCUGGCAGCUGUUUGC